Messenger RNA from Rosa chinensis, 2180 nucleotides. RefSeq names its product very-long-chain aldehyde decarbonylase CER1. The transcript has 10 exons. The record is from RefSeq and is a predicted model, not a curated record. Gene Ontology annotation, molecular function: oxidoreductase activity; iron ion binding. The coding region runs from base 460 to 1968 and encodes 502 amino acids. Lineage: Eukaryota; Viridiplantae; Streptophyta; Magnoliopsida; Rosales; Rosaceae. Gene Ontology annotation, biological process: lipid biosynthetic process.
CCAUAACCACUUUGAUGUGCUGACAGAAUAUCAACAUCCUUAACCACUUUUCUAACGUAUGAUGCAUGUGCAUGAAGUAUACAUGGACACCUAUAAAAGAUAAAACCAGAAAGUUAAUCAAGGCACAGUUUCAAAGAAAAAUGGCUUCCAAUCCUGGCAUUCUGACUGAAUGGCCAUGGACACCUCUUGGAAACUUUAAGUACGUGGUGGCUGCUCCCUGGGCGAUACACAGCAUAUUCUCGUUCAUUGUUAAUGAGGGAGAAGACAGAGAUCUAUCUUACUUCCUCAUAUUUCCAUUCAUGUUGUUCAGGAUGCUGCACAACCAGUUAUGGAUCUCUCUUUCUCGAUAUAAAACAUCCAAAGGCAGCGGCCGGAUCAUCGACAAGGGUCUAGAGUUCGAACAAGUUGACAGAGAAAGAAACUGGCAGCAGGCACUUGACCGGAGGUCGAAACCUACCGAUGUGGAGAGGAGAUGGAUUCGUUAUAACAUUUCUGCUUCAUGCUGGUCCAGUGGAGUUUCUUUACUACUGGUUGCAUAGAGCUCUGCACCACCAUUACCUAUACUCUCGCUACCAUUCUCACCACCAUUCCUCCAUUGUCACUGAGCCAAUUACUUCUGUAAUUCACCCAUUUGGGGAGCACAUAGCAUAUUUCCUCCUUUUCGCAAUACCCUUGUACACAAUGGCGUUGACCGGAACAGGUUCAAUCAUAAGCUAUGCAGUUUAUGUUACUUACAUUGACUUAAUGAACAACAUGGGACACUGCAACUUCGAGCUCAUUCCAAAUUGGACCUUCUCUCUUUUUCCUCCUCUCAAGUAUUUCAUAUAUACCCCAUCGUACCACUCUUUGCAUCACACCCUAUUUCGAACCAAUUAUUGCCUCUUCAUGCCACUUUAUGAUUACAUUUAUGGCACCAUGGAAAAGACUAGUGAUGAACUCUAUGAAUCUUCACUCAAAAGAAAAGAUGAAGCUCCAGAUGUGUUGCAUCUAACCCAUCUUACAACACCCGACUCCAUCUAUCAACUUCCUUUGGGAUUUGCUUCCUUGGCCUCUGAGCCGCACACUUCAACAUGGUACAUGUGGUUGAUGUGGCCUGUUACAUUUUGGUCGAUGAUACUCACAUGGAUUUAUGGUCGCACAUUUGUGGUUGAGAGGCAGCGGUUUGAUAAACUCAAAUUACAAACUUGGGCGAUCCCAAAAUACAAUUUGCAAUACUUCUUGCCAUGGCAAAAUGAAGCUAUCAACAGUUUGAUUGAGGAAGCUAUACUUAAAGCAGAGGAAAAGGGUGUCAAAGUUGUAAGUUUGGGGCUCUUAAACCAGGGUGGGGAGCUGAAUAGAUAUGGUGGUCUAUAUACUCGGAGAUAUCCUCAGCUGAAAGUAAAGGUAGUGGAUGGAAGUAGCUUAGCUGUGGCUGUAAUCCUCAACAGCAUACCAAAAGAGACAACCCAAGUUGUUCUUACAGGCAACCUUACAAAGGUCGCUUAUGCAAUUGCAUUUGCUUUGGGCCAGAGGGGCAUUGAGGUAGCUACAUUAUACAAGGAUGAGUAUUUGAAGCUCACCAAAUCAGUAAGUGCUACUAAGAGUGAGGUGGUUCUUGCAAAAGGCUCUGGUUCAAAGAUUUGGUUAGUGGGAGAUGGAUUGAGAAAAGAUCAACUAAAUGCACCAAAAGGAACAAUGUUUGUUCCCUUCUCCCAAUUCCCCCUUAAAAAGUUGCGCAGGGACUGCUUCUACCACUGCACUCCAGCAAUGAAGAUCCCCCGAUCUCUUGAGAAUGUCUACUCGUGUGAGAACUGGUUGCCAAGAAGGGUGAUGAGCGCAUGGCGCAUAGCUGGAAUAGUGCAUGCCUUGGAAGGUUGGAAUGAACAUGAGUGUGGUUCCGCCAUGUCCGACAUCAACAAGGUUUGGGAAGCUACGCUUCGACAUGGCUUUCAGCCUCUAAUCCCCAAUGCUACUCCGAACAAAUAUUAAGUUGUGACCUCUUCAACAAUGCAUUACCUAUAUGCAAUCUCAUAUUUAAUUUGUUGCAAAUUAUGUGGAUUUAUGAGCCAUCAUUUAUUGUUUGGGUACUUAAAACAUUACCUUUAGAAAUACAGGCCCGUGGGUACUAUACUAGGGUUUGUUGUUCAAGGAUGAAGCUUUUCUGGAACUCAUAUAUAUGAAUAAAUAAUUAUUUUAGAAAA